Molecule: messenger RNA, 1566 nt
Organism: Spodoptera litura
Lineage: Eukaryota; Metazoa; Arthropoda; Insecta; Lepidoptera; Noctuidae
Product: protein OPI10 homolog
Biological process (GO): protein import into nucleus
Cellular component (GO): cytosol; nucleus
Molecular function (GO): nuclear import signal receptor activity; Hsp70 protein binding
Source: RefSeq, a predicted model, not a curated record
UCUGGAAUCGAAUUAAAAUUCUGACUAUAGACUAAAAUGUUGCUUUUGUGUGCUAAGCAUUGAUUCGAUAGAAUAAUAUUCUAGAAUCUAGAAUUAAGUAAAGUAUUUUAAGUAUAUUGCAGUAUACUCGUGAUCGUGACUAUCAUAUAAAUAUACAAAUAUAAAACAUGUCUAAUGUAUUUGGGUUAAUUGUAUCAGGGCGCCUCGUGCAGACAAACUUUGCGCCACUAUCUGAGACUCAGUUUCUCAUCACAAUCACGGAAGCGGAUAAUAUUAACCAUGCGGUGGUCUUCCUAACGGGUGUCGCGCCACUGCCGGCCGGUACCGUGGGCAUGGUGUAUUGGAGCUGGCCAGACCCAGCUGCACCACCCAACUGGCAACUUCUAGGACAUAUUUCCAAUACAAAACCCUCCGCUAUCUUUAAAAUAGGAACUUUGAAAAAGCUACACGAAUUAUCAAGUGAAAAUAAAUUUAUAAGUGCGUUUGGUCAGCAACAGAUAUGUCACAACGCUCAGAUUGGUAUAGCUAUUGAACCUGAAUCAAAUGUUCAACUGCUUGCUUCCUCUGUAGCGCAACAACAGAAUAACUACAUUACAUUUGCACAAAAGAUGCUGGAACAUCUGGUGAACUUCGUGGCUUCAUUCUCUGUGACUCAGGAUCAGAUGACGCCUACUCCUGGCGUGUCGUACAUCCCCUUAAAUACUCUUCACACAUGGUAUCAAAAUUUCGAGAGAAGACUGCAACAAAACCCUAACUUCUGGAAAAAUUGAAACUCUCUAUCUCAGCAAUGUUCUGCCAGGGCAUGUCGUGUAAUGUUGCCAUACUAUUGUUGUAUAACAAUAUUAUACUUGAUAUUGCUAAAAUGCGCGAAGCAUUAUAAUAACAAGAAUUAUUAUUAAAUUAUUGCAAACUGAUGCAUUUAUAAAUUCAUAUUUUAAUAAUGUUACUUUAUUGUUCUCAUGCGAUCUAUUCUGAAAUAUUAACAUUGGUUUGCAGAUUAUCAUUUGACAUUUGACUAAAAAGAAAAUAAUAACAUAAGGUGUGAUGAGUUGUAUUGUGAUUGUGACCAAAAAUGAAACUUUAAUAUCGUCCUUCCGCCUGCUGCAGUUACCGCGUAAUGCGGAAUUUCAUGGUUAAUCAGAUAGCUUUACUGCCUCACAGAUGGACGGGUAAUUCAAUUAUUGACCAUUCAAAACUGCCUAGUUUAAUUCGAAAUAGUGAACCUACAGUGGUGCCACGUUAUUUGAGGUUUCAUUUUUCGUUAUCAGGGAAUUACAUCCAAUUAUUUACAUGACUUCAGUUGUAGACAUUUAUAAGCUUAAUUUAAUAAAAAUAACCCGUCUGCUACAAAAUGCUGCUGGCAAUACACGAGUUUCGUUUGCAAAUGCUUGUUUCCCAUGGAAACUAACUUUUCUGUAUUCUUUAUUUAUUUAUAUAUUUUGUAAUGAGUUGCAUUCACAACUCAAAGUUCCUGAAAAAAACAGCAAUAAAAUCCUGUCUGUGUAAUUGAGAAAGACUGCUGUAAAUGCUAAAGAUUAACAUUUUACAUUAAACAUUUUGAAAUCA